AUGAAAACGUUUUUGGUGUUUUACUAUUUUAUUGUGGCAGUGAUUUUAGUAUCGGCCCAAAAUCGCAACAGAUCAGUAAGACGAAGAUCUCAAAAUGCUAGCCAAGAACCGGAAGGACAAGGAAGGACAUUGGGUAUCUUAAGGCCCCUAUUGGGGUUGGGCACUUUAGGUGGUGUGCGUAUUGGUUAUGACCAGCCUGUUGUUCCUUAUAGACCCGUUCGCAGACCACAAUCAUCGGUAAGACCACAAUCAGAUUAUUAUGGCGGAGGUUAUGGUGGCGGCUAUGGUAGUUAUCCAUACUACGGCUACGGUGGUUAUGGUUAUAGACCUGGUUAUGGUGGAUUCAUACCUCAGUAUGCUGGAUAUCCCUCAUAUGGUUAUGGUGGUUACAGACCUACUGCAUAUCCUGCUGCUGUUGGCAAUUAUGGAGGUAAUUAUCCCGCGUAUAACUCGCAACGUCCCAACUAUGGAGGUGCUGCAGGAAUAUCACCUUCUCGUCCAGUUCCACCUGUGCCCAGUAAUGUUGGUUCGACAACAGGAUCUUCCCCGACACCCUCACUUGCAGGACUGGAUCCUGCUCAAGCAGCACAAAUAGCCAAUUUAUUGGGACAACUUUUGGGUUCUCAACUAAGGCCACUGCUCGGCGCUGCUGGCGCAAAUAUACGAGGUGAUGCUCCAGAUACUUUAGUAUAA
Molecule: messenger RNA, 693 nt
Organism: Musca vetustissima
Lineage: Eukaryota; Metazoa; Arthropoda; Insecta; Diptera; Muscidae
Product: pupal cuticle protein Edg-91-like
Exons: 1
Coding region: 1-693 (230 amino acids)
Source: RefSeq, a predicted model, not a curated record